Patella vulgata (common limpet) is the source of this 6114-nucleotide messenger RNA. RefSeq lists its product as uncharacterized. The record is from RefSeq and is a predicted model, not a curated record. Bases 731 to 1891 code for a protein of 386 amino acids. Lineage: Eukaryota; Metazoa; Mollusca; Gastropoda; Patellidae. The transcript has 10 exons.
AAUUGCAUUACUGUAAACGUUUGGACAUAAGCGAGAAGCAAAAUCAAUAAAACUAUCGAAAGACUAGCCAUCGUGUUAAACAGUGAACAGUAAAGGCGAAUGAAAUUUCCUUAAUUUGAUAUAAACAGAAAGCGGCAGGCGAGACGAAGUAGCUUUAAGGAAGGAAUUUGGAGUUAUUAAGUUGGCGUUUCAACGGAACACACGGCAGGUAUCCUCGCGAGUAGACGCCGUGCUUGGUUUCCUGAACAAGGUUUCAGAAGAAUUUAUAUUUAUCUAGAGAACUAUUUUGAUAUAUCCAUCAAAUCGUUGAGUGUUGAAUUAAAUACAAUAAUGAUUAAAUUUGACGAGAGACACAACUCCUGGAAGCAUUAAAAGACGAAAGCUGAUAUUGUAGAAAACUCAAGUAGACUACCAAUGGUUCUUAGUUUUUAGUGGAUGAUUUCUGAACGAAGCACGAAAGGGUGAAUCAUACCUACUAAGUACCAAGUUCCGCUAAGCUUUUCAGAAACAAGCUAUAGAAAAUUGAAUGAGUUACUGAAAGUGAGCGGUGUUCGAUACACGAUUCUAAUAGCUUGUCUCCCUUGUACGGUUGAUAUUACUCUGGCUCGAGAGCGGUUCGUGUAUAGUAGCGCGCGACAGCUGAUGGUGGUGCCAUUAUUCGAUAUUUGGAUUACAAGACAAAAGCCUGUUUAGAUGUAGAGAGACUGUUAUGUGAUUUCUAACCAACAACAUGUUAUUUACAGUUAUAUACAAGGGUAUGAUUGGUGCAGUAUUCUAUACUCUUUCAUUACAACUUAUCUUUGUAAUCACCUCUGCCGCUGAACGAUGCACUAAAGCUGUUCCGGUUCAGACUCCAGCUAAAAGAGUUCAUGUAUUAAAGCGUGUACCAGCAGCCUGUUCUAAUUGGGAUAAAUCAUGGACCUGGUUAACUAAAGUUGAUUGCGGAACAAAAUAUAGAUUAGAUUAUGUAACUGUUGCACCAAAAGAAAUUCUAAAAUACAAAUUGGAAUAUGUAUGUUGUAAUGGUUAUCCUAAUUGUGAAAAAGAUAUAGGUCUCCAUGCCACGGGAUUUGAUACUUCAGAUGAAAAGUUUCUGGCCAUUGUGUUAGGCUCUACAGCAGCUGCCAUCAUCAUACUGGUUAUAGUGAUCACCAUUAGUCUUUGUCAUAAAAGAAGAGGGCUGCAAUGUCCGUUAUUUUGUGAAGAAAACAGUCACAUAUAUGAGACAGCAGACGAUGACCCAGGUGAAUCACAAGGUGAAGGAGAAUUAGACAUAUGCGUAGGUGAACAUGAUUCGAGACCAUGUGAAGCCAUGUAUGAAGAGAUCGGUGACAGUAAAGUAGAUAAAUCGGGCCAGGAAGAUCUUGUUCCUCGCUAUACCGAUAUAUUCAAAGAAAAAGAAAAAUUAGCAGCACAACAAGAUUUUAUGGCAGCCUCCGAUCCUUUUAAUAAUGCUACGGCUCCCCCGCUUACCCCUGCUACCAGGGAUAUAGACUAUGCCAAUGGCAGUAAUGUAACUCAAGUAAAAGAAGUUCUAACUGAUACGGCUAGAAUAUUGGAACAACAAAACGCAAGUGAUGACAUUUGCUCAGAUACUGAGAAAAACUAUUAUAACUGUGGUGUGAAAAAAGACAUUAAUAGUGCUGAAGAUUCUCCCUCCUUACUGAACCCGAAAUCUUCUAACGACUAUGAUUCUAUAUCAAACACUUCAAAUUGCUCAAAUUAUGAACAAUUAUUAGACCCUGUGCGAGAUAACGUGGAGGUUCAUCAUUAUCAACAUCUGUUAAAUAAAACUCCACCAGAUGGUGCUGACGAUACCUCACAGUUACCGGAACAGAGUUCUACAUCGUUAUUAGCUGUAAAUGGGCGCGUGGAGGCAGCUAACUGUUGAUAUUUUAACGUGAUCUUAUAAAUAUAUUGUUUUAUUCAUUUUAAACAUUUCACCUUUUUAACAAGAAAAAAAAGGACUGUUUCAAUUAAUGUGAACUGUCAAUAAUGUAAUCGAAGAAGUCUCAUAGCAGCAAAAUUUAUUAGUGUUUUUUACCAUCAAGAAUUAAUGUGAAAAAACAGAUGAAUGACUUUCUGCCUUGUGUAUAAAAUUAUGUGGUAUGGUUUUUAACAAAUCUAUAAAUCAUGGUUUUUUUAUUUAAAAAAUGUCAUCAAUUUUACAGAAUAGAACAAGUCUACUUGUCAGAAUCUUAGAUAACAAUAAGCCUGCCAUGAUGACACACACAUAGUUACACUCAAAAUAAAACAUCACAUACAUCAUUGGUUGUAAGAAAUACAUAUAUUGCAAGUAGACAGAAAAUAGUUAGAUAUGUCAUAUAUUGAUUCCAGUUUAUUGGUUUAAAGAGGAAAGAGUGAUCAAUUUUACUUGAUUUGACUACAUGCAUUCACACAGGAUGCUCGUAAUAGAUCAUUUGUAACUUUUAGAUCUAUAAUAUAUUUUCUUAAUAGAGGUCUGAGAAUGUUGUAUUGGAAGCAAAAUGAAUCACCAGGGUAAAGAAUCGAGUGAUAUUUAUAGAAUAUGUUGCUUUGUUAAAUUCUAUAAAAUCCAAAACCUUGAAGAUUUUAUUUGACAAUAUGACUAAGUCUUUUAUGUUGAAAUUUUGGGGGAAAUGGAAAUGGCUAAUAAUUUUGAUGCAUUUGUUGCAGGGCUCCCAUUUCAGUCCUAUUUUGUCAGUUUUGACUGACUGGCAGUGAAAUUAACCAACUGACAGUCAAUUAAGCUGCCACUAAAUAGUUAAUCAUAAUGAUUAAUUUGAAUAAAACAUUAUAUUAUAUAUAUUUUAUAUAUAUGUGAUGCAUUCCAUAGAAUGAAUGUUGUAUUAAAGAAUACAUUUCUUAUUUUUAAUUUUCAAUAUUAAGACUUUGUGGAGUCUUCUGGCGAAUGUUUAGCCAAACUUUUUGUGACCUGCACCUUUUAUGUGCGAAUAAUAUUUUGCAUUCACAUUGCCAAAUAAAGUUCACUGAAUUGUGAAUUCAUCAUCUGCUACAAAAAUUGUCAAAAUUGUUAUGCUGCAGUGGUCAUGUACCCUUCCACUAGAAUUGCAUCUAUGGAUUUAAUGAUUCAACCAGGCCAAUGUGAGAUUAACAUUUCACAGUACCUCGCAAUAUAAAAUUAUAAUCCAAUUUCCUUUCACAUUGGAUUAUAUUAGUGCUAUUCGAUUUAGAAUUACCUGGGGGUUGGGGUAGCCUUAUCAAAGUGGCAUUCUUACCCAUGCAGGUAGAUUUAAACGUGGAAUGGCCUUCACAAAUACACAUUAAUUAUUUCUUCUACCAGUGAUCCACCAAUACACAUGAAUUAUUCCUUCUGCCAGUAAUAACCCAAAGUAUUUUAAUCUAAACAUUUUUAGUUAACAGUGGGUGAAUUGAAUAUUUCCUCCCACACUAUUUGCCAAACUAUUUGUCAGUAUGAAACAAGGUAUAAAUUAUUAAAUUUUUGUAUAAUUAUUUUUUUGACGUAAUCAUCUUAAAUUACUAUCCAAAGAAUAGAAUGCCAUUGGGCACUUUUGUUUUGUUAAAUUCAAAUAUUUCUGGCUCAUAUAAAUGUAAUUUUGUCUAAUGCUUAACAUCUAUGGCAAGAUAUAAAUGAGAUAUGGAAUGUCACACAACUAAUAUCUAAUUAUAGUAUUUGUUUCCUGUGAUAUAAUAUGCAGAUAAAAAUGUCAAACUAUUGCUAUAAUUUAUCAGUGCAAUUGCUCUGUGAUCAUGUUAUUUGUAAGGUAAAAUGUUAGAUUAUAUUGGGAUGAAUUAAAGGAUAUAUUUUAGUGAAUAAAACUGGUUAAUUUGAAGCUCGGAGGUAUUUGUUAUUAAAGAAAUGCUGUCUAUGUACUGUGAAAUUAUAGUGAUAAUCACAAUUUUCAAAUCAUUUAUACAAUUGAAAAAUGAAGUUCUUUAAAUGAAUUACGUAACCCUGGUAAUUAAUCUACAGGGCCUCAUUUUGGCAUUUAGUUUCCUGUUAUAUCUAGGAUUGAUGAUUUAAAGUUGGUAAAUUUUUCUAUCAAGGAAAUAUAUUGAAUAUAGGAAUAGGAAUAUUUCCUAUCUGAUUAAACGACUUCCUUCAUCUUUAACCAAUUUGAUUUAAAUAGUAUCCUCCAUUUUACCAAUUUAAUUUAACAGAAUCUUUCAUUCUUACCAAUUUAGUUUAAACACAUCUGAAUAUCUUACCAAUACUAAUCACAUUUGUCAUAUAGUAUUUAUAUAUAUAUUUUUAAUAAGAGAUCAAUAAUGUUUAACUUUAGUUUGAAUUGUGCUAAGUAUUAGUGAAUUAAACUUAUUAAAGGAACACUCUUGCUGGCUUGAAAGCUCCAGAAAAUAAAUAAUAUCUCUAUCUAAGUACUACAUGUUUAAGUGUCCUACCUGUUGUGUAAAUUAUCCAUUACAUCCUAUUUUACUUGUCCAGAGAGUUCGAAAAUAUUUUUAAAUCGAUGUUUCAUUUGAAAAGGUUUACGUUAGACGUUUCAAACCAUUAUGUUGAAUUUUUCAAAAUUUUUAAAUAAGGUGUGUUAAGAUGAAAUUUGUAUCAUCAAUUAAUUGAAAUAUUCUAAAAUAGUACAAUUUGUUGACCAGAAUAAAAAUUGGGACAUAUUAUUCAGUUACAACAAGAGUGGUAUUGAGCCUUUAAGAAUUUUAGAGUUAUUAAUAUUAUUCUGAUAUAUUUAUUUGUGAAUCUGUAAAGCAUUAUUUAUUAAUUAUUUGCUGGCAGUAUAACUAAAGGGAGAACAGGCUUGGAUUAGAAUUGCCAUUUGUUCCCACUUUUUUGGUCUCCAAAUAAAUCACUUUAAGAAUAAGUUUUAUCAUCAUAAAUUGGAAUAUUUCGAAAGAUAACUGAAUAUUGAAUGAUAUGAUAUCCGUCGUUUACACAUCCCCAUAUUAGUAUUAGACUUUUUAUUAUUAGAUGGUUAAGACCAAAACUGUUGAUUUUAUUUAACAAAAAUGCAGGAUUUUAGAGGGUUGCAGAACUUGGAAGAAAUGGGGUAGUUAUAUCGCACUAAUCUGCUUUAAAAUACCAAAUAUAAUGUUAUGAUGAAAAAUGUUUAAAGUGUACCCUUGGAGACCACAAAUAAGCAGAUGAAAUUGGCUUCAGCGGAACCUGGAAAUUUAAUAGAGCUUGUAGUCCCUUCAUUUGUUUGUUAUUUAUUAGUUAUAUUUAAGGGUAUUGAAAAUGUGUUUUAAUUUAUUUACUAGACAAUUUAACAAUUAUAAUUAACUCAACUAUAGUUGAUUUAAUGGGAAUUUGGAGAUUUUAUUUGUUAUAGAUUUUCAUCUGGGCCAAAAUGAUUUUACAAAUGAGCUGUGACAUUUUUGUUCAAUAAUUGUUGAAUACAUCAUUAGAGAAAAGCCUAUAAUGUAGGUAUUGUUUUAUUUAUUUAAGUAUUAGUUCUGUGUAUCUGUGAACCUUUAAAAGGUCAAGUUAUGUAUAUAUAUAAAUUGAAUUCAAAAUAUUUACUGCGAUAUUGUGCGGUAUGUAUUAUAUAUAUGAUUAUAUAAUAUAACUGCCUUCUUGUAAAUUAUCUUGCUUAUAAAGAGAAUUAAAUUAUUCAUCUUUUAAAACAAAUCCUUAUCUUUCUGCUCUACUUUGAAGUGACAAAGGUGAAAUUGGAUCACCAACUUCCUCACCUUUUGAGCUCUCAAACAGAACCCUGGUCACAAUUACAAUUAUAAGGUACCAUAACUGGCACAGAGCUGGGGGACUGGAGAGGGUGACCCCAGAAAUGUAUGUAGGGGGUAGAGUUGCUAGUUUCAAUUUUGGAUUUUACCUGGUGUCUCUAGUUUUGUCCCAUAAAAAGGAAGUAAAACCUCAUUUCUUUCUUACCAAAGAACUAGUUUGUCUAAAGUUACUCUCAGACACCUAGUGACAAAAAUAUAAAUAGCUGUGAUUAGCCCAUGCAUGGAUUACUUUCGAUAUUGGUGACACUACCCCUUAGUGUAAUUACUGUUGAAUCUUGAAAGCCACCUGACAAUGGUCUAAAAUAUGCACUUUAGAUCACAAGGUCUGGCAUUGAGUCCAGUGGAUCUCAAGCUUGUAUGUGACAAAGAGUAGGGUUUCCUGUCUAUCCUGAGAGCUUUCCCUGGCUCCUCUUGUUAUUGAAAUAUAAUUGGAUCAUAUGU